Pteropus alecto (black flying fox) is the source of this 2890-nucleotide messenger RNA. RefSeq names its product protein FAM47E. The record is from RefSeq and is a predicted model, not a curated record. Bases 889 to 2121 code for a protein of 410 amino acids. The transcript is spliced from 8 exons. NCBI's taxonomy places the organism in Eukaryota, Metazoa, Chordata, Mammalia, Chiroptera, Pteropodidae.
GUAUUGUCAGCGCUGUGUUAAGUGCUUUACAUUUAUUAUCUCAUUGAACCCCCUAAUAACCCUAUAGGCAAAUACAAUUAUUUCCCCAAUUUCAGAUUAGGAGAGCAAUGAAGCCUAAAAAAGUUUAAGUAACUGGGUCCAGGGGUGCAUAAUUGUUAAGUGGCAGAGUGAGGAUUCAUCUCAGGCGGUGGGACUCUAGGGCUCUCCACUGUGCGCAGAGAAGGCAGCUGAACUCACACAAGUGAACAUGCUAGAACUAGUACUAUUCCGGGCUCCUUUAAGACUUUCACAUAUUUCCUAGAUUCCCAAAGGUGGAGCUAAUUUAUUCUCAGAGUCUUAAAAUGAGAAGACAUCUUUAAAUGACUACGAAAAUUAUCUCGCCCAUAACAAACACAAUUUAACUACUGCAAUAAUUUUGAGACAGGAGAAUGCUUUGCUAUUUCCUCUAGAAGCAGCGCUUAAUAUUUAAAUCAGAAACCCUCAGAAGUAGCAAGAGAACUUAGCAAAACCAAAACAUAUCUUCAUGCAACCCAUAUUUACAUAGGCAUCUGCCUACCAGGGCCAACUGGUUGGCUUUAUGGAAAAUUUCAGUGGGAAGAUGAAAACGCCUUUUCAACAGAUUAAAACAAAAUUAAACCAAGGACCUGGUCAUUCCCCCUUUCCCUGCCAGUUCCCGGCCCCCCGGCAUCGGAGAAGGCUGGGGUGCGGCUGCGUUGGGCUGCGCAGGAGCUCGUUUCGCCGGAAAAGCAAGGCUGCGCAGGGGGGCCCUGGGUUGGCCGCUCCCGGGGCGAGUCUGGGCAGCGCACAGCUACACCGUCUCCUAGCGAUCUGAGAGACCUGAACUCCCACCACCGAAGGCCCGGCCGUCGUCAGGAAGCCAGGGCCACCAUGGCGGACCACAUGCAGCCGUCCUGGCCCGGGGCGCUAACGCGGGUGCCGGCAGGAGCGAACUGCCCGCCACGGUUCAAAGAGGAUCUGCCUUCUGAGUGCUCCACAAAGCCCAAGGACAGGCUGACGUUCCCCACCUCCCUGAACAGCCGGCGGUGGAUAUUUGUGAGAAAGGGACUGGAUGACUUCAGGAAAGGCUGCCCGCCUUGCGAAGGUGUGAUCACUCAGGGCCCUUGGGAACACUUUCUCCCUCACGUUUAUCACAGAGUUCUCCGACCUGCACCCCAAAAGAGGCAGAACAAGCUGCCCAAGGAAGCAGCCCUGUUUUCAAAGCUCUCACCAACCCAGCAGGCACGAAAGGCGUUCCUGGAGGACAUUGAAGCCCAACUGACCCCGCACCCCUUUGCUCUUUCCCCGAAUCUGGAAGAAGAUUUGCCUGCAGAGCUCUUCUUAAAGGUGCUGGAGGUGCUGGAUCCUGACAAGAAACUGGAAGAAACAUGGGCUUAUUGUCAGGGUGUCAGGAAAAGAGCAGAGGAACCCAUAAAGCUUUUAAAGAAACAUUCUGCCCAAGUCUACUUGGGACUUCCCAAGAAGAUUCCUCUAUCACAUCCAGGCCAAUGGCUUUACAAAGAGAAGAAACCAAGUGAAAUGGAUUUGCUCCAUGAAGAUGGUCCUCUUCCUUGUGAAAAUGUACGCAAAGGAGUUAGUGACUUCUGCACCUGGGCUACUAAUAUUGGAAGCUCAAACAUUGAUGAAAAGUUCAUCCUGAAACAGUUUGCCGUUGACUAUCAGAACAAACCAAGCUGUAAUGUGCUGAACGUGAUGAGACUCAACCAGGUUCCUUUGGAACUAAAGAAGAGUGUGAGGUUCAGUAAACUUCAAGACCCAGAAUUUUUCCAGAAACUUAACCAUGAGCAGAAACUCCAGAAGCUGCAGAAUCCUUAUAAACCAAAGCAGGUGAAGAUGAAAUACGGAGCAUGGUAUUUGAACACAAAGUUGUGGAAAAAGCGAAUUGCAGAUGAACCUUUGGUUGACCCCAAGGUCUUACAUAAAACUCAAGAUGAAAGUUUCAAAAAGGAGCUGCAGCAACAGGAGGAGUUACUUGCAGACCUUCAAGCAACAGUUGCCUUUAAGGAUUUCAUUCUAAGCAGGGGCUACAGGGUGCCGAGAUUCCUUGAGAAGAUGUACAUCAGGAAGGAAUGUAAAUGUGAGUGUAAGACUCCUAUAAAAUAACUUGGCAUAGAACAGUUUGGGGAGAUGAUUAGACAGAUUUCAUUAACUAUAUAGUACUUGGAUAUUUCUCUGUCUCAUUAAACAUUAAACAAAAUUUGUGAUGAGUAUACCACCACGGAUGUACAACUUCGAUAUGGCAACACCCAUAAAUUUUAUACCUAAUACUUACAAAUAUUUCACAAUGGCUUACUGCUUCAGUAAAUCAAUAUUUUAUAUAUUUUAUCAACUAUGAGAUUAAUAUUCACAUAUAGUCUUCUCAUAUUUUUUACAACAUUGUCGAUAUUACAUAGGUCAAGUAAUUAUUUGUAAAAAUAUAUAAAACUAUAAAUAAAAGCAAAAUUACUUGGUAGCAUUUUCCCAGGGUAUUAUCUUUCCUGGUUUUGAGUGAAUACUGUUAUUACUCUUUCUUUAGAAUAUAAUUUUCUUUCAUUUUGAAUUAAGCUUACUCAGCUUUUUUUCCUCCCCUUUUUAGACAUUUUAGUCUUAAUAAUAAAUGUGUACCUAGAACAUAAGGUCCAUAGUUCAUAAAGUUUAAUGAAAACUCAAGUUGACAUAUAUUUUUUAAUUAAUUUCUCAUUUUUUAUUAAAAAUGUUAAUUUUCAUGUUAGGAAAAUCAGAAAAUAUAGGCUAAUGAAAAGAGUGUAGAAAAUAGAAAUAAUUGCUAUAUAGUCAACAAUAAGCACUCUUCACCCAUUGGCAUGUAUCCUUCUAGAUCUUUUUCUAUUAAACCCACCUGUAUAAUUUAAUAAAAAUGAAUUUAUUAAAAGGG